AUGCCUGUCCUCUACCAUACCAGUCCUCCACUGGCGACUAAUAUUCACUUCUCUUUUGUCGACUUAUUAUGCAUUAUAUGUUUGACUCAUUUGUUGUCUGUCUUUCCUCUACCUACCGGUGCAGUCGUCCGCCGCAAUCCAAUUACUGGCGAAGUAUAUGAUGAGCCAAAAACCAAUGGUCACAAUGGCGUCAACGGCAGAGUGAAUGGGAUGAACAGACUCAAAGACUUCUCCAAAUCGUAUAUGGAUCGGCAUCACUACCAACUACUCCCGUUCGUGUCCGUCAACCACCAGUUAUACCGCCAAGAGUUACAGAAAAGGAAAGGCAUGGAGACUACAGAGACUCCGUAUAGUAGAGUAGGAAUUCCUUUAAGAAAGAGAAUGCAAGACAUGUGGAAAAUGUUCCGGGAUCUUCUAAAACACUGCGACAAAUAUCCACACAAUAAACACCCCCUCCUCUCGACGCCCCAACACUUCUAUACCCACUAUAAAUACAUUACAACUACUACUCCGAUGGACGUCUCCCUUACCUGUGAGAGAGAGGACUAAAAAACAACUAUUGAAUAGAUUUUUGUCAAAAAAUAUAUAAUUAUUAUUAAUUAUGAAAAUAUAAAAAAGUUUGCAAAACAUAACAAAAACAUAUUUCUCUCGACUCUCCCGAC
Oppiella nova is the source of this 662-nucleotide messenger RNA. The record is from the annotation of a GenBank genome assembly. NCBI's taxonomy places the organism in Eukaryota, Metazoa, Arthropoda, Arachnida, Sarcoptiformes, Oppiidae.